AAUUUUUUUAAUGGGUGAAAUAAGUGGGUGCUUUUAGCUGUUAAGAUGAAUGCCGUUCAUAUUGACUCAAUUUUUCCAGUUCUUUCUCGAUCUGAUCUACAAUGUCUCGUUUAAUUGUCAAGAACUUACCUAAAGAACUAUCAGAAGAAAAGUUUCGUGAGCACUUUGCUAAAAAGGGCGAAGUUACUGAUGCUAAGCUUAUAAAGACACAGUGGGGUACUUCUCGUCGAUUUGGUUUUAUUGGCUACAAGAGUGAAGCUGCAGCUGAACAGGCCAUUCAAUAUUUUAAUAAUACAUUUAUCAAUACGUCUCGCAUUACGGUUGAAAAAGCCAUUGCUUAUGGAUCAGAAAAUUUGCCUCGUGCCUGGAGUAAAUAUUCAGAAGGAUCCUCUGCUCAUGAGAAAUUAGUGGGCAGUAAAAAGAAAAAGGACGAAUUUGCAGUGGAAGAAACAGACGCCUUUCGUGACAAACAACGCAAAGACAAGGAAGAAUUCAUUAGUAAACUCAAUGCUGACAAAAAUGACCCUAAAUUAAAAGAGUAUCUGGAUGUCAUGACUUCUCGUACGAAGAGUAAGACUUGGGCAAACGAUGAAUCUGCUGUUGAGCAAGAAAAGAAAAAGGAAGAAGAAGAGAGCACGACAGUCCAAUAUGCCGGUUCAGAUGAUGAGUUGUAUGAUGAUCUUCCAGCAAAGAAAGAUUUGUCUGAUGAAGAAGAACAAGAUGUCGUUAUGGAAGAAGCAAAACAAGAAGAAAAAGAAGAAAAAACAGAAGAUCAACAAGACAGCAAGCCAAUAGAAGAAGAGAAAGUGCCUGAAAAGAAAGAGGAAGAUCCAAAAGAAAAGAUUCAAGAUACAGGCCGUCUCUUUGUCCGUAACUUAUCUUAUGCUUGUACAGAACAAGAUCUUAAAGAUCUUUUUGGUCAAUACGGUGCAUUAUCUGAAGUUCAUAUGCCCAUUGCCAAGGAUACCAAAAAAUCAAAGGGAUAUGCUUACAUCCUCUACUUGCUUCCUGAACAAGCAGUCAAGGCUUAUGAAGCUUUAGAUAUGAAAGAUUUCCAAGGUCGUCUUCUUCAUGUACUUCCUGCAGAUGAAAAGCCACCAAGCAAAGAUGAAGAAAUCUUAGGUUUAAACGGCACCAAAUUGAGUGCUGUCAAAAAAGAAAAAGAAAAGAAACGUAAAAAUCUUGCAGGCAAUGAUUUUAACUGGAAUUCCCUUUACAUGAGUUCUGAUGCUAUUGCUGAAUCUAUUGCUGACCGUCUUGGUGUUUCCAAGUCUGAAGUCUUAAACCCAGAUGCUAAUAAUGUUGCUGUUCGUUUAGCUUUAGCAGAGACACAGAUUGUGAAUGAAACCAAAGAGUUUUUUGAAAAACAUGGUAUUGUACUUGACACAUUCGGUAAAAAAGAUAGAAGUGAGACUAUCAUUUUGGUCAAGAACAUUCCAUUUGGUACUACUGAAGAAGAUUUACGUGAAUUGUUUGGCAAACAUGGUGAACUGGGUCGUGUACUUAUUCCCCCUGCCAAGACGAUUGCUGUUGUCGAAUUUAUGGAACCUAGUGAGGCUAGAGUAGCCUUUAAAGCCUUGGCUUACCGUCGUUACAAGGACUCAUUGAUCUAUCUUGAAAAAGCACCCAGUGGUCUAUUUAAAGAUAAAUUUGUGCGUGAUAGUACUGCACCUGUCAAAAAAGCAGAAGAAAAACCCACUAGUGCUGCAGCAUUAUUGGAAACCUCUUCUGAUGAUACAGACGAUAUCACUACACUGUUUGUCAAGAACCUGAAUUUCAAUACAAGCCCUGAAUCACUUCAAAAGGCCUUCAAGAGUAUCACUGGCUAUCGAUCUUCUCGUAUCAAUGUCAAGCCUGAUCCUAAACAUCCCGGUAAAACCCUUAGUAUGGGCUUUGGUUUUAUCGAAUUUGAUACCAAAUCCAAUGCUCAAAAAGCAUUGCAUGCCAUGCAAGGCUAUAAAUUAGACGAUCAUGCAUUGGAACUGAAGCUUUCUCACCGUAAAGCAGAACCCAAAUCAAAGAAAUCCAAGACACCAGAUACAACAAAACUGGUUGUACGAAACGUACCAUUUGAAGCAACGGACAAAGAUUUACGAGAACUCUUUGGUACUUAUGGUCAAUUGAAGUCACUCCGUAUGCCAAAGAAAUUCAAUGGAGGUCACCGUGGUUUUGCUUUCCUUGAUUUCCUUACAAAGCAAGAAGCAAAGAAUGUGUAUGAUAACAUGAGCAAUAUUCACUUGUAUGGCCGUCACCUUGUACUAGAAUGGGCUCAAGAAGAAGAUAAUGUGGAUUCACUAAGAGAGAAGACUGGCAAGCACUAUUCUAAAGAAGAGAGCAUUGGUGGUCGUGUGAAUAAAAGACAAAAGGUGGAUUUGGAUGGUGAUAAUGAUGAUGCCAUGCUUGAAUAAGAAUAGAUGUACAUUUUUAUAUUAGACAGAAUAAAAUAUAUUUGAUACUACUU
Gilbertella persicaria is the source of this 2461-nucleotide messenger RNA. RefSeq lists its product as uncharacterized. Gene Ontology annotation, molecular function: RNA binding. Lineage: Eukaryota; Fungi; Mucoromycota; Mucoromycetes; Mucorales; Choanephoraceae. The transcript has 6 exons. The record is from RefSeq and is a predicted model, not a curated record. The coding region runs from base 102 to 2408 and encodes 768 amino acids.